This is a messenger RNA of Balaenoptera acutorostrata (minke whale), 4450 nucleotides long. It is a transcript of the gene HNRNPK, whose product is annotated as heterogeneous nuclear ribonucleoprotein K. Gene Ontology annotation, molecular function: mRNA binding. Gene Ontology annotation, cellular component: nucleus; cytoplasm. Gene Ontology annotation, biological process: regulation of mRNA splicing, via spliceosome; regulation of transcription by RNA polymerase II. The coding region runs from base 260 to 1654 and encodes 464 amino acids. The transcript is spliced from 17 exons. Lineage: Eukaryota; Metazoa; Chordata; Mammalia; Artiodactyla; Balaenopteridae. The record is from RefSeq and is a predicted model, not a curated record.
GAGAGGUUUUCCCCCUCCCCCAGCUAGUGAGUGCGUGAACGAGAAAGGAGGAGGGCUCUCCAGGCGAAAGCACUGCAGGCGCCAUUAUCCUCUGUUUCUCUAGUGCACCAACCUCGACGUCUUGCCUACUUCCCGGUUAUUUGCGGCCUAUAGGCUACUGCAGCACUAGGGUGUCAGUUGGUCCCGCCCAGAACACUUCAGUUCUGCCCUGCAAGGAUAUAUUUAAUAACUGAUUGGUGUGUCCCUUUAAUACGAGGAAAUGGAAACUGAACAGCCAGAGGAAACCUUUCCCAACACCGAAACCAAUGGCGAAUUUGGUAAGCGCCCUGCUGAAGAUAUGGAAGAGGAACAAGCUUUUAAAAGAUCUAGAAACACUGAUGAGAUGGUUGAAUUACGCAUUCUGCUUCAGAGCAAGAAUGCUGGGGCAGUGAUUGGAAAAGGAGGCAAGAAUAUUAAGGCUCUCCGUACAGACUACAAUGCCAGUGUUUCAGUCCCAGACAGCAGUGGCCCCGAGCGCAUAUUGAGUAUCAGUGCUGACAUUGAAACAAUUGGAGAAAUUCUGAAGAAAAUCAUCCCUACCUUGGAAGAGGGCCUGCAGUUGCCAUCACCCACUGCAACCAGCCAGCUCCCGCUCGAAUCUGAUGCUGUGGAAUGCUUAAAUUACCAACACUAUAAAGGAAGCGACUUUGACUGCGAGUUGAGACUGUUGAUUCAUCAGAGUCUGGCAGGAGGAAUUAUUGGGGUCAAAGGUGCUAAAAUCAAAGAACUUCGAGAGAACACUCAGACAACAAUCAAGCUUUUCCAGGAAUGUUGUCCUCAAUCCACUGACAGAGUCGUUCUUAUUGGAGGAAAACCUGAUAGGGUUGUAGAGUGCAUAAAGAUCAUCCUUGAUCUUAUAUCAGAGUCUCCCAUCAAAGGACGUGCUCAGCCUUAUGAUCCCAAUUUUUACGAUGAAACCUAUGAUUAUGGUGGUUUUACAAUGAUGUUUGAUGACCGCCGUGGACGUCCUGUGGGAUUUCCCAUGCGGGGAAGAGGUGGUUUUGACAGAAUGCCUCCUGGUCGGGGUGGGCGUCCCAUGCCUCCGUCCAGAAGAGAUUAUGAUGAUAUGAGCCCUCGUCGAGGACCUCCUCCACCUCCUCCUGGACGAGGUGGCCGGGGUGGUAGCAGAGCUCGGAAUCUUCCUCUUCCUCCACCACCACCACCUAGAGGGGGAGAUCUAAUGGCCUAUGACAGAAGAGGAAGACCUGGAGACCGUUAUGAUGGCAUGGUUGGUUUCAGUGCUGAUGAAACCUGGGACUCUGCCAUAGAUACAUGGAGCCCAUCAGAGUGGCAGAUGGCUUAUGAACCACAGGGUGGCUCUGGAUAUGAUUAUUCCUACGCAGGGGGUCGUGGCUCAUAUGGUGAUCUUGGUGGACCUAUUAUUACUACACAAGUAACUAUUCCCAAAGAUCUGGCUGGAUCUAUUAUUGGCAAAGGUGGUCAGCGGAUUAAACAAAUCCGUCAUGAGUCAGGAGCGUCGAUCAAAAUUGAUGAGCCUUUAGAAGGGUCCGAAGACCGGAUCAUUACCAUUACAGGAACACAGGACCAGAUACAGAAUGCACAGUACUUGCUGCAGAACAGUGUGAAGCAGUAUGCAGAUGUUGAAGGAUUCUAAUGCAAGAUAUUUUUUCUUUUUUAUAGUGUGAAGCAGUAUUCUGGAAAGUUUUUCUAAGACUAGUGAAGAACUGAAGGAGUCCUGCAUCUUUUUUUUUUUAUCUGCUUCUGUUUAAAAAGCCAACAUUCCUCUGCUUCAUAGGUGUUCUGCAUUUGAGGUGUAGUGAAAUCUUUGCUGUUCACCAGAUGUAAUGUUUUAGUUCCUUACAAACAGGGGUGGGGGGUGGGGGAGGGUGUGCAAAAACUAACAUUGAAAUUUUGAAACAGCAGCAGAGUGAGUGAAUUUUAAUUUUUGUUCAUUGUUGGUGGUUUAAAAAAAAAAUCCCCCCAUGUAAUUAUUGUGAACACUUUGUGAUCACUGUAACAUUUGGGGGGGUGGGACAGGGAGGAAAAGUAACAAUAGUCCAUAUGUCCCUGGCAUCUAUUCAGAGCAGUGUGCAGAAUGUAAUGCUCUUUUGUAAGAAACGUUUUAUGAUUUUUAAAAUAAAUUUAGUGAACCUAUUUUUGGUGGUCAUUUUUUUUUUAAGACGGUCAUUUUUCAAAUGGCUGAAUUCCCCCCAACCUGCCCCCAAACUAAACACUAAGUUUAAUUUUCAGUCCUCUGUUGGAUAUAAAUAAAUGCAUCUCUUCUUGGACUUAGGCGAAAUGUCUUAACACAUUCAGUUCUGGUGAUUUCUUAAGUGAUUUGAAAGUCCAUUGCUUGGGAGGAAAUUCCACCACACAUUCAUGCUUAUAAUAAGCUGGGGAUUUUUGUUUGUUUUUGCAAAUGCUUGCCCCUACUUUGCAACGAUUUUCUGUUUGUAAUUGUGAAGAACCAAGGUGGGGAGCAAUACAACAGAUGGAGUAGUUGGUAUAAGUAUAUACCAGAAGCUUAAUGGCAGCAAGUUUUAUUAAUCAGAAUAAUACUUGGUUAUGGAAGUGACUGAUGCUAAAUAAAUUGAUUAUUUUUUAUUAGAUAAUUUCUCACCUAUAGACUAAACUGUCAGCUUGGUAGUGUCUAUUAGUUAAACUUUGUAAAAUAUAUAUAUAUAUUCUUGUUUUUCCAUUGUAUGCAAAUUGAAAGAAAAAGAUGUACCAUUUCUCUGUUGUAUGUUGGAUUAUGUAGGAAAUGUUUGUGAACAAUUCAAAAAAGAUGAAAAAAGUUCCUGUGGAUGUUUUGUGUAGUAUCUUGGCAUUUGUAUUGAUAGUUAAAAGUUCACUUCCAAAUAAAACUCCCAAAAUGCUAGAUUUGAUGUGUGCCCAAUUCGAACAAAGGUUGAUUGACACCUGUAAAAUUUGUUAAAACAUUCCUCUUGUAAGGAAAUACAAUAAUCUUAAAUUAUGUAUUUUUCGUGUGAAGUGUUUUUCUAGCAUUUAUAAAUCAGAUAUGAUAGGGGUGUUAAGUUAAAAAUUACAGUAGUUGGGCUCUUAGUUUUAAAGGGAAGUCCAGCAUAAUGAGAGCUGAGUCAUUCCAAUUCUACAAGUCCUCGUAUUCUCACGUUACGUGUGAGCUGCUUUGAGUUUCUUAGGUUUAACUUUAAAAUAGUUCCAGUUUGUUGUGAGAGUGUUUAUAGAUAAAUGUAAACUAUUUUUUUCUGGUUCUUGGCUGGUAAAUCCUUAAAAUGCUACCUAUUAACUUCCAACUGUCCAGAAAGCCUGAGAACAACUCAGCAAUUACAUGGAAGAGAAUUCAUGGAUGCAAUUCUGUUUAAGUUUAGAAAAGAGACUUGUGUAUGAUAGAAGAAGGUGAAGUGAACAGAAUUUUCUGAACUAUGUAUGACUAGUGCACACAAAGGUGUUUAACAUUUCAGUGAUACCCCUUUUAGUUUAGGGACGGAGCUGGGGUGUUCUCUUGCUAAGUGACAGUGAUAUCACAGCAUCACUUAAAAUGCUAUCUGUGAUAAGGUUUCCCCAAAGGUGAAAUUAGUCUGAAUUGCCACUUGGGUGUUAGUUUCCCUCUUGGGUAUUUUAAGUAUGGGUAAGUUUGGGUUGCAUAGUGUCAGUAUAGUGUACUCAUGCUGAAAUGUGCCCCUCCCCUAGAGAAAAACUGUUGGUAAUGACAUUUUAGUCAAAUUGUUACUUCUGUUGGAGGAAAGUAUCCCUGGAGAGAACACUGGCUUUCAAAGUUUUCGUUUGUCAUUCAAAAAUUAGUUGUGUAGGGACUUCCUGGGGGUCCAGUGGUUAAGACUCCCCAUUCCAAUGCAGGAGGUGCGGGUUCUGUCCCUGGUUGGGGAGCUGGGAUCCCACAUGCCUUGCAGCCAGAGAACCAAAAAGCAAAAGCAUUAUUGUAACAAGUUCAAUAAAGACUUUAAAAUGGUCCACAUCAAAAAACUUUAAAAAAUUAGUUACGUAAAUAGACUCUUGGCUGAAAGUUUUUAUUUUUGCCUUUUAAAAAUCAGGCCUUGAAGCAAUGUACUAAAAAAAAACUAUCUGAUGUUGGUAAAUUGGGGAUACAACUUUGGAGGGAGGGGCCUUUUUCAUUUCCACUCUUACCUGGUAAAUGGUGUCUGAACAUAGGCUGGCAAUUUGAGAAAAUUCUCUGAAGUAAGCUUAAAAUUCACUGAACAAAUGGAAUUUUGAACCUAUUUUGUAAAAAGUAAAUACUAGGCUGAUUUAUUGAAGUUUUAAAAGUUUAAAUGUAGUUUCAAAAAUGUUUUCAGCUUAACUUUUUGAAAAUCAACUGAUAGGCAAACAAUGUGGGAAACCAGAUUGCACCAAAGUUUUUUCAGGAGCGAGGAAAGGAAUUUAAAUCUUUUCUCUACUAUUCAAAUGUUAAUAGUUUGCAUAAUGAAACUGAUAAUAAAGUACUUGAAUUUUA